AUUUGCCUAUUUAUUUAUCAUCAUCAUCAUCAAUCUAAGAAACCUAGCCAUCAAUUGAGAGCUACAAAUGGAGAGUGAAAACAAGACACAUAGAGUGCACUGUUUGAUCUUGGCAUUUCCACACCAAGGACACAUAAACCCUAUGCUCCAAUUCUCCAAGCGUUUGCAUCAUGAAGGGGUGAGAGCAACACUUGUCACAAGCCACUUCUACUGCAAGACCCUUCCCAAGUUACCAUCUUCCAUCACUCUUGAGCCCAUUUAUGAUGGCUAUGAUGAUGGUGGGAUUGCACAAGCAGAGAGCAUCAAGGCCUACUUGGACCGGUUAAGGAAAAUUGGGCCACAAACAUUUUCACAACUACUUGAGAGGCUCAUUGGUUAUGGAAACCCAAUUGAUUGUGUUGUGUAUGACUCCUUCAUGCCUUGGGCUCUUGAUGUUGCCAAGAAACAUGGGCUGGCUUGUGCUGCUUUUCUCACCCAACCCCUCUUUGUUAACUGUGUGUACCAUCAUGUUCACAAGGGGAAUUUGAAACUUCCCUUGUCCAAUGAUCACAGUGUUGUUUCACUGCCAGGGUUGCCUCUUCUUAAACCAAGUGAUUUGCCAUCUUUUGUGUAUCACUAUGGCUCACAUCCUGCUUCUUUUCAGCUUCUUGUGGGAGACCAGUUCUCCAACAUUGAAAAGGCUGAUUGGGUUCUUUGCAAUACCUUCUAUGAGUUGGAGAAAGAGGUAACAGAUUGGUUGAUGAAGAUUUGGCCAAAUUUAAGAACAAUUGGACCAACUAUACCAUCUAUGUUUCUAGACAAACGAGUAAAAGAUGAUAAUGAGUAUGGCUUCAGUCUCUUCAAGAGUGAAGAUCAAUGUUUAAAAUGGAUGGAGAAUAAGCCAAAGGGGUCCAUUGUUUAUGUCUCAUUUGGGAGUUUUUCAACCCUUGAUGAGGAGCAAAUGGAGGAAGUGGCUUUUGGUUUGCAAGAGAGUGGGUGUCACUUCUUGUGGGUGGUUAGGGCUAGUGAAGUGGGUAAGAUCCCAAAAGGCUUUGAAAGAAAUUCAGAGAAGGGUUUGGUGAUAACAUGGAGCAAUCAAUUAAGAGUGUUAGAACAUGAAGCACUAGGGUGUUUUGUGACACAUUGUGGAUGGAACUCCACUUUGGAAGCUUUGAGCUUGGGAGUUCCAAUGAUUGCCGUGCCACAAUGGACAGACCAAACAACAAAUGCAAAGCUUGUAGAAGAUAUUUGGAAAAUAGGCCUAAGAGUUCCAAUGGAUGACAAAGGGGUCUUUAGAAGGGAAGCUUUGAAGCAUACUAUAGUGAAAAUUAUGGAGAGUGAGAUGGGAAUAGUUAUCAAGAGAAAUGCCAUCCAAUGGAAGAAUUUGGCAGCAAAAGCAGUUGAUGAGGGGGGAAGUUCUCAUAUGAAUAUUGGAGAGUUCGUGGAUAGCUUGGUCCAUUCAAAAUGAUUCAAGUAGGUAAUAUCACUCUCAGAUGCAUAAGAAUGUGGUGCUAUGUGUAAGAGAUUUACAUAUGAAAGUAUUUAGCUUAAGUCCUCUUUCAAUAAAUUUGAGUGUGUUAUCUUAAUU
Cajanus cajan (pigeon pea) is the source of this 1567-nucleotide messenger RNA. RefSeq names its product UDP-glycosyltransferase 74E2. Lineage: Eukaryota; Viridiplantae; Streptophyta; Magnoliopsida; Fabales; Fabaceae. The record is from RefSeq and is a predicted model, not a curated record. Gene Ontology annotation, molecular function: quercetin 3-O-glucosyltransferase activity; quercetin 7-O-glucosyltransferase activity.